AUGUCGUCCACAACCAUGUCCAAGAAGAAUAAGGGGAAGAAGGCGGCGGAUCCCAACGAAACAUCCAAAUUGCUGGCCGCCAAAAUCUCACAGCUGGAGCAAGAUGCGGCUGGCGAGAAGGAUCAGGAACAGGAAAUCGAGCGCGAGGUGAAAAAAGCGACUCGGGAUCUCAACCAGCUCCUCAACAAUAUCGAGUCUCCGAUGACCCGCCUCGAGGCCGUGCACAAAAAGUACACCGAACUGCUGGCCGAUAUGAAGAAGCUGGAUCGUGAUUAUGCCAAGAGCAAAAAGCGUGCCGAUCAGCUGCAGAAGGACCAGGACAAGGGCAAGUCCGAGCUGAGCAAAACCGUGACCAUGAAAGACAAGUUGGAGAAGCUGUGCCGCGAGCUUACAAAGGAGAACAAGAAAGUCAAGGAUGAAAACAAGAAACUGGAAGAUACGGAAAAGAAAGCCCGGCUGAUCGUCAACGAACGUCUGGACUCGCUCCUCUACGACAUUCAAGACAUCAUGGCCGCCAAGGGCAAUCCUCGCGGCGAGAAAGUAGUGGACGUGGAUUUGGAUGAAGCGCUACGGGCAAAGCUCAAGACUAUCACUGAGCAAUUUGACACGCGUGAACUGCAUUACAAAGGACUCCUGCGCAGUAAGGAUGCCGAGUUGCAAAGUCUCACGUCCAAGUAUGAGGAACAGCGCCGGACUGCCGAGAACGAGAGUGCUCGCGGCCGGGCAUUGAGUUCGCAGGUUUCCACCUUCUCCCACACAGAAGCCGAGCUGCGCAGUCAGCUUAACAUCUACGUGGAGAAGUUCAAGCAGGUCGAGGAUACUUUGAACAACAGCAACGAGCUCUUCCUUACAUUUCGUAAAGAAAUGGAAGAGAUGUCCAAGAAGACCAAACGGCUGGAAAAGGAGAAUCAUACGCUCAACCGCAAACACGAACAAACAAACCGAAAUAUCCUCGAGAUGGCAGAAGAGCGGACGAGGAACCACGAGGAGCUGGAAAGAUGGCGCAAAAAGUGCCACCACCUCGAAGCCCUGUGUCGUCGGAUGCAGGCCCAGGGUCGGGGCGAAGCAUUGCCAGACGGGGAUUUGGAUGGUGACGACGAAGGCACCGAGAGCGAAUACGAUGAAGAGUACGAAGAUGAUGAGGACGAGGAAGAGAUGAGUGAUGAGGAUGAGCUGGAUGCCCACGAUCACCACCUGCCAGGAGGUCGCGUCGACCAACCCCCGGAACGGCCGGUCUUUGGACCCCCACCGCCGCCCAAUCUGUUGGAGACCCGGACGAAUGGCAAUGCAGCCGUGGUCAACGGUUGCCAUUGA
Messenger RNA from Penicillium lagena, 1314 nucleotides. RefSeq names its product taxilin. Gene Ontology annotation, molecular function: syntaxin binding. NCBI's taxonomy places the organism in Eukaryota, Fungi, Ascomycota, Eurotiomycetes, Eurotiales, Aspergillaceae. The coding region runs from base 1 to 1314 and encodes 437 amino acids. The record is from RefSeq and is a predicted model, not a curated record. The transcript is spliced from 5 exons.